Messenger RNA from Cladophialophora psammophila CBS 110553, 822 nucleotides. RefSeq lists its product as uncharacterized. The transcript has a single exon. The record is from RefSeq and is a predicted model, not a curated record. The coding region runs from base 1 to 822 and encodes 273 amino acids. Lineage: Eukaryota; Fungi; Ascomycota; Eurotiomycetes; Chaetothyriales; Herpotrichiellaceae.
AUGGCCGAGUCUGUUUUUGAUGUAGGAUUAGCCCUGGAGGGUUCCCACGUACUGGUAACGGGGUCCUCGGGAGCAAUUGGAUCCGUUGUCGUCAAAGCAUUUCUUGCAGCGGGAGCAUAUGUGUCUGCAUUUGACAUUGUCGACCUUCGGGAACCGAUCGAGCAUGAGCGACUAUACUUCCAAAAGGUGGAUAUCACCGAUGAAUCUGGCCUCGAGCAGGCCAUGGAAUCAGCCAGGUCAAAAUAUGGAGUAUUAACGACAUGUGUUUUGGCCGCAGGUCUGGAUUUGUCCUACUGUCCUCAUCACUCCCUCGUCGACAUGCCGCUUCAAGCGUGGCAAAGGGUACUGAAUGUCAAUGUCGACGGCACAUUUUUGACCUGUCGAGCAUGGCUGCGAGGCAUUAGAACAUACGCAACCCCCCAGACCAGAAAUAUCUCUGCUAUUCUUUUCGGCAGCGAGGCAGGCACCUUUGGGGUCCCACAGUGUGCACCAUAUGCGGCCUCCAAGUCAGCGAUUCAGUAUGGCCUUGUCAAGUCACUCGCUCGCGAUGCCGUCGAUGUCAACCCACACUGCCGUAUUAACGCCGUCGCUCCGGGCCCUGUUGCGACCGCACAAUUCCAAAAGGAGUGCGCCGAUGAUCCAUCUGCCUUGUGGCGUGAAGCCCAAGCGACCGUGGCACUACAUCAACCGGUCCCGACUGAGGCAGUCGCAAGAGCCUGUCUUUUCCUUUCGAGCGACAGGUUUGCUGGCAAUAUAACUGGACAAGUAUUACCGAUUGACUCUGGAAAGAGCGGUGCUCUGAUGUGGCCAGAAGCACAAUAG